GCUGCCUAGUGCUGGCUGCAUGGGGCGGCGGAGGCACAGGGUGGAAGGGGCGGCCAGGGCCCUUCCUGAAGCUAUCGCUGCGUUGAGUCGGUCCCUGCCCGCUGGGCCCAGCCCUGAAAUCUUCCGCCGCGCGAAGUUUGACCGUCCAGAGGCGGCUCCAGUGCUCUGGCAGCUUCUCUUACGCGUGCUCUCACCGCUCGCUGCUAAAGAUACCUUGACCGACCUCGCUCCAGAGGCUCAAGCCCGUGUGGUGAAGUCAGCACUGGACUCCCAGGGCUACCCCAGGUCUGCACUGGUACAGUUUCCUGAGGGCAGUUCUCAGAGAAGCCGGGAACUGCUGCUGGCCCUGUCUUGGCUUCUGGCACGAGGACCCUUCCUUGAGCAGCUGCUUGCCCAGACCCGUGUGCAGUUGGGUGACCAGCUGCCCCAGUGUGAGUGUGAGGCCCUGGCCAUCCCUGGUCCUCUUGCACCCCGUGUGGAAACAGAGAGUCCGGUGGAUCUCCGACUAGUGGAAUGGCUGAUGGGAAAGCUGCGGUUUAAGUGGCGACGCCUGAUCUCCAGUCAGCAGGAACAGUGUACCCUGCUCAGCAAGAUCCACCUGUACACCCGUGGAUGUCACAGCCAGCGGAACCUUGACCAUCUUUCUGUUGCUGAAACAGAGAUGCUCAGAGACCCAGAGAGCAGUCAGCAGCUUCUGCAGGCGCUGGAGAGUGAGAACAUACGCCUGGGGGCAGCUCUGGAGUGGCGGCAGUGUGAGCUGGUCUUCUGGCAGUGGAUGGAUACAGUUCUGGAUGCCUGCUUGUCGGAGACUCCUGCUGUGACCUCACAGCCCACAGUUCUGCCCAUGAUUUCUGAACGUGGGCUUGGUGAGCUGGAAUUGGUAAAACAAGAGUUGCAGGCCCUGCAGAAGGAGCUACGGGAAGUGGCUGAGCCCCGGAGGGCGGCAUGGGAAGCCCAGGUUGGAGGCCUAGGUCAGGGGCCAGAGUGGAGCACCACAAGGAGGGCCUUGCAGGAGGCUGUCAAACAGGAGUUGAUUGCCCUGCAGGUAUCCUGGGAGCCAUCCAGUGACCCUACCCAGCCCCAGAGACCCCAUCGGCUGGUGAGAAGUAAGGAUCAGUCACCAGGACCUCAAGGCCUACAGGCAGCUGAGAUGAUCAGGACCCUGAGCACCCAGGAGGCCGGUCUGAAAAAGGUGCUGCACCAGCUACAGAGCCAGUGUCAGCAGGAGCUGGCCAGGCUGGCUGGUGCUCUGCCUGGCUUGAUUUGGAUUAUGGUUCCUGGACACUGAAGGCCCCAAGGUGUGCCCACCUGUGUAGAGGUCUUUGUAGGGUCUCAGAGGAGCAGACUGGGGCUGGCAUUGGAGCAGGGGUCCAGGCCCUGUUGCCUACAGUUUUGGAGUCACCAUGGGCUGGUCCUCCAGAGCAGUUUGUAGGGGACCUAUAUAUACAUGGUAGAGCUGUCUCUGGGGACACCAGGUUGUUGCCCUCUGCCACUGCCCUUUAAUUUCUUCCUCUUCUGAUACUGGGCUCUGCAUGGGGCAUGGCUGGCCCCGGGCUGGAAUCACACGUGCUGCACAGUGCAGGAAGCACCGGGUCUCCCCCGAGUGGAGCAGCUCUGGUUUCUCCGACCCUAGCUGUACACCUCCUGCAGCAGAGCCUCCUCCUGUGCUGGGCCGUGGAUGUGCCUGCUGUGUGUGGGGAGCUGGACGGGAGCCCUGGGGCUCUGCCGGGGAGAGAAGAGGAGGGAAGCUGCAGUGCAGACAGAAGGCCUUUGUUCUGGAGGCUGCUGGGCACUGGGCAAGCUCAGGUCUCACAAAGCAGCCUGUGUCCAGGACGUGCCCACAGCCUGGUGGGAUGGCUCUCUCCUAGCCCAGGCUUCUAGCCGGUGGGCCCAAGCGGGUCCCGUGGUUUCUAACCCUGCCUUCCUUCCUAUCCGUAGCUCCAAACACUGACCAGACACUGGGCAGGUGGUAGGUCCCACUAGGCAACCUCUAGCCUCCUGCUAACUCAGGCCUGAGGCCACUAUCCAACUCUGGGCACCCUGGACCCUCUGCUAGAACAUUCUCUCAUGGGGUUUUCCUGCUUGCCUAGUGUCGUAUGGUAAGAGUGACAGCUCAUGCCUAGGGUGACGGUUCUGAUACAGGUGGCCUCUGGCCCUGAGGUAGGGCACCAUGCUGUUUGUUCCAGUGACUGUUCCUAGCAUGUUUCUGGAGAACCAGUGUCUAACAGGUCCUUCCUAACUUUCAUGACGUAGCUCCUGGAGUCUCUGGAACCUCCUGCCUGUUGCUGAGCCUCUGCUGUCCCUCCUGGCCUGCAGCCCCUGCUAACACUGGCUUAGCUCUUCUUGCUGCUUCCACCGGUGGGUUCCAGCUCUGGUCCAGGACACAUGGGAACUUGGCUCCUUGUGACGGUGAUAUGAGCUAUAAACAAGUCCAGUUAUGCUCCCUGCCUCUGAAAACUGCCCUGCUCUAGACUUCCAGUGGCCCUUUGGAACUUGACCUUAAAAAAUCUAAAUGCAGCUGGACAGUUGUGCUGCACACCUUUAAUCCCAGCACUUGGGAGGCAAAGACAGGCGGAUCUCAGUGAG
This is a messenger RNA of Microtus ochrogaster (prairie vole), 2586 nucleotides long. It is a transcript of the gene Tedc1, whose product is annotated as tubulin epsilon and delta complex 1. Lineage: Eukaryota; Metazoa; Chordata; Mammalia; Rodentia; Cricetidae. The record is from RefSeq and is a predicted model, not a curated record.